Messenger RNA from Tilletiopsis washingtonensis, 1007 nucleotides. RefSeq lists its product as hypothetical. The transcript has a single exon. The coding region runs from base 37 to 708 and encodes 223 amino acids. NCBI's taxonomy places the organism in Eukaryota, Fungi, Basidiomycota, Exobasidiomycetes, Entylomatales. The record is from RefSeq and is a predicted model, not a curated record.
GGGUGCCAUUUCGAGCCAUUUCGCUCGGUAGGUGCCAUGAGACAGCCCGCGGCUGGCCGGCUGUACCGUUGCUGGUGUGUCAGACAGGCCGUCCCGCUCGGCCCGAGUCAUGUCCUUCGUUACUUUGCCGCCCACGCAUGCGGGAGUGCGGCUUUUCUCUGCUCCCUUCUUCGGCAGCGGCGGAGAGCAGCUGUGAGACGUGCAGGACAGGGUUUCGGGCCAUCAGCCGUCCCUUGCGCGCAGCGAACCUUCCCGUGCUGCUCGUGGAUGCUCUCGCAACCGCCUGCGGGUUCGCUCGAUGCUCGGCGACGGCGCCACCAGGCCCUGACCGACGGUACAGCGGAGAGGAGUGUCGGCCGAUGUCAGGUGCCAAGUGCUACGGGAGCUGUCCCCGGUGCAGGCACCGGCGGAGGCCCAGGCGGAGAGGGCGAUGGACCCCUCCGACCACCCACGGGAGCGGCUCGCGAAGCCACACGGGACCCUCUUUCCGCCGCAAAGGCUCGGCGAGGUCUUGGCCGUGCGGUUUUCUCGUCCUGGAAGGUGUGCAGCAUGGGUGAGAUGACCGGUGAUGCGUGCUGUCAACGGCCUGGGAGGACGGCACUCGCGCGCACAGAGGGCCGGCUUGGCUCGCGGCGACGAGCCGCCGGCAGCGUGCUGUGCGGAGCCUCUGCAGCAGCUCCGCCUUGCCCUAUAGCCUGUCUCUUGUAAUGCGUUUCAAGAAGCUCAAGGCUCGCGCCGACGUGCUGUACAUGUCACUUUGAGGUUUCAGAUACAAGGAGCGCGCUCGGCCGCGCGCGCCCCGCCUUGCCCGCAUCGAGCGUGCGCUGGCCGGAGCCGCAUCGCCGCUGCUGCGCGCUGCAGCCUGCAGACAUACAGCGAGAGGCCGGCCCGCAGGCGCCACGCGGAGAAUGGAAGCGGGUGCGGCGCCGAGCAUCUGCAUGCUGCCGGCAGCGCCUGCAGCCCUGCCGAAGGCGAGGCGAGCAUGCACGCGCGGGAGCGGAGAAGGU